Nanorana parkeri is the source of this 1424-nucleotide messenger RNA. It is a transcript of the gene MXI1, whose product is annotated as MAX interactor 1, dimerization protein. The transcript is spliced from 8 exons. Bases 33 to 986 code for a protein of 317 amino acids. The record is from RefSeq and is a predicted model, not a curated record. NCBI's taxonomy places the organism in Eukaryota, Metazoa, Chordata, Amphibia, Anura, Dicroglossidae.
UGGUGAGAGGGAGAGCCAGGAAGGACUAUCUGAUGGACUCCAGCUCCGAUGCCCACCUCCAGGUGCCCAGGUGCCCACUGACCGACCUGCUGAACACAGAGGCCGGUGCCAUAGGACACAACAUCACCACUUUCCUGGACAAUGUCCAGAUCCUGCUGGAGGCUGCCAGUUACCUGGAGAGGGUGGACCAGGAGAGGAAAAAAUGUGAGCACGGCUAUGCUUCCGCGUACCCCUCACCGGACGACUCGGACCUCCUUAGAUUAAAGUCCAGGAGGCUGAAAUCGAAGAGGUGUAGUAACAGCUUAGGGAGCAGCACAAACAGCAAGAGCAGGCAGAUGCACCCAGGACACUUUCUUGCCAUUGGGGGGGAAAAAAUGGCGGAGUGCAGUGGCAAUAACACACACUACGCAGUGUACGGCAGGGGCGGACCAACACUAGGCGACGACGAUCGCACAUGGAGGUUACGAGUGUCUUAUUUCAGCACACGUUACACAGACACGGUCCGCUGUUGUCACAUUCAGGAAACCCACCCAGCAGUCAUCGCUGGAGUGCAUGUAGACAGGAAGUGCCUGCGGGAGGUCAGCACCAACGAGAUGUUCCUGAAAGACACGGCAGUUGGAGGAAGCCGCAGGAGCGGUGAGAUUACAGAUGACUUCCUGGCUACGUGUUACAGAAUUCUAAGGGAUCUGGAAUCAGACAACUCCAGACACACAACACUGGGGCUGUUGAAUAAAGCCAAAGUACACAUUAAGGAGCCGGAGCGGGUACGCACGGACAGCAUCGGCUCUACCAUGUCAUCUGAAAGAUCCGACUCUGAGCGAGAAGAGAUUGAAGUGGACGUUGAGAGCACGGAAUUCUCCCCGCUGGAAGUGGACAGUUCCAGUAGCACCAGCAUCAGUGACCUGGAUGACCACAAUAGUAUGCAGAGCGCGGCCAGCGACGAAGGUUACUCCAGCGCAUCCAUUAAUCUGGCGUUCCACUCGUAGGACACAGGCCAGGCCAACUCAUACGAUGAACCAUGGGCGUGGAUGAUACUUUCUGCUGGCAGUUAUCAGUGGUCCACUCUUGGUUUCGAUCUCUUCCUCAGCCAUGAGUUGCACAAGUGUUGGGAAGUUUCAUCCACAUGCUGGACCAAAAUCUUACACCCAGCGUACAAUCAAGAGCAUUACUUGAAGAUCACCCAACUUUUGUAAUACUGGAGAUUACCAGGGUCUAACUUGAGCACAACUCGAUCCCGCUCUGUGGUUGUAUUAUUAUUUUUUUUAAAGCUUAGAACUUGAUGACGUAUUUUUUGCCUUAAUUUGGCAACUAGAAGACCCUUCUGAAGAGGAGAUCCCUUACAGAUUGUGGUUGCUGGCCCGUCUUCUGGUUUCAACGCCAUGUUUUUUGGAGAAGUAUUGUAGGUUUAUGAAGCCAGCCUUAUC